Molecule: messenger RNA, 1110 nt
Organism: Didymodactylos carnosus
Lineage: Eukaryota; Metazoa; Rotifera; Eurotatoria; Philodinida; Philodinidae
Source: the annotation of a GenBank genome assembly
AUGAAAUUCGUCGAUAAUAAUAUAUCUUUAGAAGAAGUUAAGGGAGGAUUAAAUGAACAAUAUUCAAGCUUAUACACGAUCGAAAACAUGGUUGGAACAAUGAACGAAAAAGCAAGACAUAUUCGCUUCGAUAUGCGAUCAUCUGAUGAAUAUGAAGCAAUAUUGAAUAAAGGAAAAUUCCUGCUAGUGGGCCGAAUAUUCGAUGUCGAUGAGUUUUUGCCUUCUCCUAAACUACUUAUCUGUAGUCGCUGUAAUUAUCCAGGACAUAUGAAAAAGAAUUGCAAUUCACAGAUCGAUAUAUGCCGACGAUGUGGAGAUGAUCGAAACAAUGGCGUCAAUCAUCAAGAAUGUAUCGUAUACUGUAUACAUUGUGGACAAGAUCAUGAAAUGACAAGUUUUCGAUGUUCGUACGUUAUGGGUUUUCGGGACGAAUUGCUGAAAAAAUUAAAAAGUGAUAGUCGUCAACUUCCUCCUGAUGUUCAACUUUUCCUACCUCUGAAGUAUCGAGACCAAGGAUUGAAAACGUUACGAAGCAAUCUGAAACAAUCAAUGCCUGAUGAGCGGAUUCAACAACAUCAAGUUUUUAAUCAAAAUGACCCAAACAUGUGGCCACUACUGAACUCGAAUUCAAAUUCAUCACAGACGUUUCAUCAAAUACAAAGUUUCUCGAUUGCUAACGAAAUCAAGGCAUUACAAAGUGAAUUUGAAAAGAUAAAAUCUGGAAAUAUGACAGAGGUCUUGAAGUUAAAACAAGAUCAUGCAAAACAAGUACAGGCAACGACACAACAUAUUCAAUUGUUUAAUCUUCAAAAUAAAAUUCAAACGGAGGCUAUUACUGACAUAUAUACGACUGUGUGUGAAGUCAUGCCACCAAUAAUUCAGACGAUGCAAUUAUUCCAUCGUGUACUUGAAAAACAGAACACUAAUGUUCAUGUCGAUGAACAUGAACGACAAGAUAACAAUCAAAUACUGGCUGAAACAUUAAUUACAAUUAAUACAUUGUCUGAUCGUCUACAACUUGCUAAUGAUCAUCACCAGAAAUUAGAAACGCCGAUGACAAAACAUAGUGAGUUAUUGAUUCAAGACAUGAGCUAUUUGGAUCAGGGUUGA